GAUUUGAAUUUCGAUAAUUUUUCACAAAAGUGAGGUUAUGUGUAGAUUAGUUAUUAAUGUACUUUGUUUCUAAUUUUAUUAUUAAUUCUGAGUUAAUAUCCUUAACUAAACUUCAAUGAUGUAUUUUUCAAUCAGUUUCUUACUAAAAGUGUGCCUUAUAUCUCAGUGUGUAGUUGUUUUCAAGCUCUCAGAAGCCAGCAAAGAUAUAGGUUUUAAGAGACAAGUGUUUGAAAAUGUAGUUACUGAGAUAGAAUGUUGCAAAUGCAAAGAAAAAAUCAAAGUAAAUCCAUUUGACAUGUUGAACUACAUUCAUGGAGCAAAAACCAUGAAGGAGGAAGACGGGAAACCUCCACAUUUGAAUGCAGAACCAUUUCAACCCUCAGACGCCAUUCAAAUCCAGUCCAAACUUUACUUUCAAAGAUUUGUAAAUCUACUACUGCUUGCUUCAGGUUUAAAAAAUUUUAAUAUGGAAAGCAGCUACAAGAUUGUCAGCAUGGAAUUUAAUAUCACUUACCAAGAUUUGAAGUUGUUGCAAGACUUUGCAAAUAAAGGAACCAUAAAUUUGGAGAGAAUUGAUGGCGUCUUGUCAAGAAUUUUAAGACAGAAAAACGUGAAAACAACUCAUAAAAGAGAAAGGAUUUCUUGCUGACGUUGAUUUCGUCUACUACUCAAAAGUUGUCCUGACAUUUUUAGCGACUUUACCUGUAGACUAUCCAAUGGUUUGCAUAGCAUGCUUUGUCAGUAUGGUGUUCAUUGUAACAGUAAGACAUAUGAGAAGAUAUACUCUGUUCUAUUCCAUAGUUCUGAUGUUGUUCAUAAUAUUUUGCGCUGGGUUUGGAUGGAACUGGCUGAGAAUGAUCAAGGAAGAGGAAGCUAAAAUAGCAUCAACCUAUGCACUGCAUCUAAAUCAGCUGCCUAUUCAUUGUAGACCUCAUGAUAUGACCUGGCUGGAUAGGAUUUGGUAUUAUUCCUACGAGAAAGACUGUGAGAAAUACUUCAAGGAGAUCUCAAUCGACCCCGUUGUGAGGAUAUCUCCGACUCUGGUUCUCUCCGAAACGAUAACCAUGAUGUUCCUACAUCCUUUUGGCAAGAUUGGCACAGCUUUUGGAGAAUUUCUAGCUGCUCUGAUAGAUCCAAUUCCGUUCGCCCACAAAUGGUACCUGGUUCCCCUGGUGUUAGUUCUAAUUUUUGUGACAUUUUUCCUCUCGUAUUUGGUGCUGAUUGGCGGAGUUAUUUCGUUCAAAUCGUUGCUGGGAAGUGUUGAGAUUGGACGCAGGGAGUCAAGAAAUGCGGGAGGUCUUCCCAGGUUGGAUAGUUUCAGACCUGCUAGGCAGAUGAUCGAGAAUGUGCCGAGAGAAGAAGUGGGAGGAGGAGGAUUGAGGAGGAUAGAGGGUGAGAGAGUAAGGGAGGAGGAGGGCGUUGAAAGAGGAAGAGGAGAUAGUGGAGGUAGAGGAAGAGGUGGAGAAAGAGAGGAGAAUUGGAGAGGUGGUGGAGGAGAAGGAGGAAGAGGAGGAGGAGGAGGAGGUGGAGAAAGAAGAUUGAGGCUAGAGGAAGGAAAAGAAAGAGAGUGGAAUGAAGGAGGAGGAGGAGGAGGAGGAGGAAGAGGAAGAGAAAGAGAGGAGAAUUGUGUAGGAGGAGGUGAAGAAAGAAGAUUGAAAGUACAGGAAGGAAGUGAAAGAGACGAGAAUAGGAGAGGAAGAGGAGGAGAAGGAAGAUUGAGAAGGAUAGAUGGUGAAAGAGAAAUGGAGGAGGAUAAUGGAGGAAGAAGAUUUGGACUACAGGAAGUAAGAGAAAGAGAGGGGAAUGAAGGAGGAGGUGAUAACCCUAGAGAAAGAGGCAAAACUGAGGAGAAUGUCGGAGAAAAGAGAGAUGAAGGAUGGUUGAGUGAAAUAAGGAGAAGGAUAGGAUGGGGAGGAAGAAGUGGGGAGAAUGAAGGAGAGGAAAGGAGAAGGAUAGAGAGAGGCGGAAGUGAUUGGAAUGAGAGAGAAGGUGGAAGAAAGGUUGAAACACAGGAGAGAGAAGUGGAAAGUAGAGGAGAGGAGAGGAGAUGGAUAGAGAGAGGCGGAAGUGAGUGGAAUGAGAGAGAAGGUGGAAGAAAGGUUGAAACACAGGAGAGAGAAGUGGAAAGUAGUGGAGGAAGAAGAAGACGAAUAGAGGAAGAGAAGGAUGGAGGAAGGAGGGUGGAAAGAGAGAGAGUAGGGGGAAGAGUCCUUGAUGAAGGGGGAAGUGGAGAUUCGCCCAAAGGGAGAGAAAGAGUGGGAGAUAGAUGGAGAGGAGGAGGAGAAGGAUGGAAUGAAGAAGAGAAUAGACAGGGAGAUGGAGGAACGUGUGAUAAAUGUGGAGGGGAAGGGAGAAUUAUGAGAAGGGAAGAAGAAGAGGGAGAAACUGUGAAGAAUGUUGGAGAGAAAGUAGGAAGAGGAGAGUGUGUAGAAGAAGAAGGAGGUCAAAAGGGAGGAGGUAAGAAUUGUGAAGUUGAAAGAAGACUUGAAGAAAGAGGAGAAGAUUUAGGUGAAGUGAGAUGUGUUGAAAAUCAAGCUGAAAAUAGUAAAAGUGUGGAAAAGAUACGUGAUAAAGUAGGUGGAAACUUGAAAAAGCCGAUGAAAGGAGAAAAUGAGGAGUCUGGAAGUAGCGCAAAGAAGAAUGUGGGAGAAGGAGAGCGAGAAAUAGAAGAAGAAGAGGAAGAGUUCAACAUGCACUUUUCGCCAAAAGCUUACAAAGAGUUGAAAACCAUCUAUAAACGGUUCAAAACCAUUGUGACCAGCAAUGAUCAAGAUGAUGAUGAUGAUGAUGAUGAUAGCGAAAAUGAUGCUCCAGAUAUUUCUGGUUUUGAAAAAUUGAAAAAAAGAACGAAAAGUUGAUUUAGAAGUGUUUGAAGAGACUAGAAAUGGCGGUACGAUUCAGUGAGUGAAAAAAAUGAAGAUGAUAACUGAGGACGAAGAAGAUAGAAAAAAGAAAAGGUGAUGAAGAAGCAGAAGAAGUAGUAGUAGUAGAAGAAG
This is a messenger RNA of Nilaparvata lugens (brown planthopper), 2996 nucleotides long. RefSeq names its product ABC transporter F family member 4. The transcript has 6 exons. Bases 717 to 2858 code for a protein of 713 amino acids. Gene Ontology annotation, molecular function: chloride channel activity. Lineage: Eukaryota; Metazoa; Arthropoda; Insecta; Hemiptera; Delphacidae. The record is from RefSeq and is a predicted model, not a curated record. Gene Ontology annotation, cellular component: membrane; endoplasmic reticulum.